This is a messenger RNA of Pocillopora damicornis (cauliflower coral), 3422 nucleotides long. RefSeq names its product SWI/SNF-related matrix-associated actin-dependent regulator of chromatin subfamily A member 5-like. The record is from RefSeq and is a predicted model, not a curated record. Gene Ontology annotation, molecular function: DNA binding; ATP binding; ATP hydrolysis activity. Gene Ontology annotation, biological process: nucleosome organization. Gene Ontology annotation, cellular component: chromatin; nucleus. Lineage: Eukaryota; Metazoa; Cnidaria; Anthozoa; Scleractinia; Pocilloporidae.
CCUCUCUCGUCUGCCGCCAGAAAUCAUCUUCCCAGCUUUUCAGCUAUUCGAAUUGAAAGUAAUUUUUUUCUCUUCCAUUGGAAACAUGCCUCAUUACGACGAAGGAGAAUCGUCCAGCAGCGAAAGUACAACACCAGAAGAGAAAAGAGACAAGGCCACAAGGUUCAAUUACCUGCUGAAACCAACAGAGAUCUUUGCUCAUUUCAUGAACACAAUGAGAUCAAAGAAACAGUCAACAAGUCCAUUGAAAAUGAAGGCACCUCAGUUUCCAAGCAGAUCAAGGAAGUUGUCUGACUGUGGGGAUCAUCAGCAUCGAUGCAUAGAGCAAGAAGAAGAUGAACUGAUCAGCCAAAAUAAACACUCACAGAUAUCAGAGAUUCACUUUGAUCAGAAUCCACAGUACAUCAAGAAUGGAGAAAUGAGAGAUUAUAAGUUAAGAGGUCUUAACUGGCUUAUCUCACUGUUAGAGAAUGGAAUCAAUGGAAUUUUGGCUGAUGAGAUGGGUCUUGGUAAGACUUUGCAGACCAUUUCCUUGCUUGGGUACAUGAAGCAUUUCAGAGAAAUGGCAGGUCCUCUUCUUGUUAUUUUGCCAAAGUCCACAUUAGCUGACUGGAAGUCUGAAUUUGAAAGGUGGUGUCCAACUAUCUGAGCUGUUUGUCUCACUGGCAAUCAAGAGCAAAGAGCAGCAUUUAUUUGAGGCACCAUGCUCCCUGGAGAGUGGUACACUUGUAUAACAUCUUAUGAAAUGGUGAUAAGAGAGAAAGUGGUGUUUAAUAAGUUUGCCUGGAGGUAUAUCAUCAUUGAUGAGGCACACAGAAUUAAGAAUGAGAAGUCUAAGCUCUCAGAAAUUGUACGAGAACUCCGUUCCUCAAAUCGGUUGCUCCUGACAGGAACUCCUUUGCAGAACAAUCUUCAUGAGCUGUGGUCAUUGCUGAACUUUCUGUUGCCAGAUGUUUUUAGCUCGUCUGAUGAUUUUGACGCCUGGUUCAACACCAAUUCUCUUGUGGAAGAAAAACAACUUGUGGAACGUCUUCAUUCAGUUCUAAGACCAUUCCUAUUGCGUCGUCUCAAGGCUGAUGUUGAAACUCGACUUCUCCCAAAGAAGGAGACAAAGAUCUAUGUAGGACUCACAAAGAUGCAAAGAUAUUGGUACACCAAGAUCUUGAUGAAGGAUAUUGAUGUGGUAAAUGGAGCAGGGAAAUCAGACAAGAUGCGACUACUGAACAUUCUGAUGCAGUUAAGAAAGUGUACAAACCACCCUUACUUGUUUGAUGGAGCAGAACCUGGUCCCCCAUACACAACAGAUCAACAUCUUGUAGACAACAGUGGCAAGCUGAGAGUGUUAGACAAGCUGCUUGUUCGGCUUCAACAGGAGGGUUCCAGAGUUCUGAUUUUCUCCCAGAUGACCAGAGUGCUGGACAUCCUUGAAGAUUACUGUCUGUGGAAAGGAUUUGAGUACUGCCGUCUGGAUGGACAGACACCGCAUGAGGAGAGACAAUCAGCAAUCAAUGCAUAUAACAUGCCUGGAAGUGAAAAGUUUGUUUUCAUGUUGAGCACCAGGGCAGGAGGUCUGGGGAUCAACUUGGCCACAGCAGAUAUUGUGAUUUUGUAUGACAGUGAUUGGAACCCUCAAGUAGACCUGCAGGCUAUGGAUCGUGCCCAUCGUAUUGGACAGAAGAAGCAGGUGCACGUGUUCAGGUUCAUCACAGAGAGCACUGUUGAAGAAAGGAUUGUGGAACGAGCAGAAAUGAAACUCAGACUUGAUGCCAUUGUUAUCCAACAAGGUCGACUUGUUGAUCCUAGUCUUAAGGUCAGCAAGGAUGAGAUGCUGAGCAUGAUCAGACACGGUGCAGAUGAAGUGUUUGCCUCCAAAGAUGAAGAAAUUACAGACGAAGACAUCGAUGCCAUCAUGAAGAAAGGAGAGAAGAAGACUGCUGAGCUUGCUGAGAAGAUGAAGCAGUUUGGCGAGAGCUCACUGAGGAAACUGGCCAUGGAUGCCCCAGCAGAAAGCAUCUUCCAUUUCGAGGGCGAAGACUACAAAGAAAAGCGUAAGUCUGGCGUUUUCCCGCACUGGAUUGAGCCGCCUAAGAGAGAACGUAAAGCGAACUAUGCUGUUGACGCCUACUUCAGGGAAAUGCUGCGAGUUAGUGAACCAAAGGCGCCAAAGGCACCGCGACCUCCAAAGCAGCCUAACGUACAGGACUACCAAUUCUUCCCACCGAGGCUGUUUGAAUUGUUGGACAAAGAGAUCUACGCGUACAGGAAGAGUAUUGGCUACAAGGUUCCGAGAGACCCUGAAGACCCUCAAGGAGCAGAGAGACAGAAGGAGGAACAGCGGUUAAUAGAUGAUGCUGAGCCGCUAAAUGAGGAGGAAGCUGCCGAGAAAGAACAGCUCCUCCAAGAGGGCUUUACAAACUGGUCGAAGCGUGAGUUUAACCAGUUCAUCAAAGCGUGUGAGAAGUACGGUCGUGAUGACUUGGACAACAUCUGCCAGGAAGUUGAGGGCAAAACUCCAGAUGAAGUGCGGGCUUAUUCCGCUGUGUUUUGGGAGCGAAAGGACGAAAUGACCGAUAUCGAGAAAAUAAUGGCACAAAUUGAACGAGGUGAAGCCAAGAUUCAGCGGCGAAUCAGCAUAAAGAAAGCGCUGGAGGCCAAGAUGGCACGUUAUCGCUCCCCAUUCCACCAGAUGAGGAUCGCAUACGGAACCAACAAAGGAAAGAAUUACACUGAAGAGGAGGAUCGCUUCCUGAUUUGCAUGCUGCACAAACUCGGGUUUGACAAGGAGAACGUGUACGAAGAACUGAGAAUGGCUUGUAGAAGUGCUCCUCAGUUCCGGUUUGACUGGUUCCUGAAAUCCAGGACAGCUCAGGAGCUUCAGCGCCGUUGUAACACGCUGAUAACACUGAUUGAACGAGAGAUGAUGGAACUUGAGGAGAAAGAAAAAGCAGAGAGAAAGAAACGAGGAAAGGCUGCUGGGGGGACACCCAAGGCUCAAACGCCGAACAAGGAUGAAAAGAAAAGAAAGGCCGAUGGCACUCCUGAUGGGAGAGGUCGCAAGAAGAAGAAACAGUAGACAAAUGACAUCUUGAAUUCUUAUCAGAACAAAGAGGGAAUGAUCUUGUAAAAUAUUAAGCUUUAAUCCGUUUUUGAUUGGUGAAUUUUUCCAUCUCACCUGUAUUAUAGCAAACUUGUAAAAGUCUACUUGUAUCGUUUAGCGCCGUCAGUUUUUCCUCUAUGGAAGUAAUUAUCGAGUUCACCACGAUUUUUUAGUUCACUAUUCCAGGUAUCAAUCUCAAGGUGCAAGUCGGAUGUGUCCUUUAGCAAGGUUGGGUCUUUUUCAGUUAGCGCAUAAAGGAUGAUGUUUAUCCAAGAUUUUUAAUUGUCAAUAACGUAAUAAAGGUGCCUCAUUAAUUUACAGAUUA